AGGUUCGACGAAGAGCUCGUAUCCCGCGACAACUGCUGGCGAAAGGAAGACUCUCAAGUGUCGUCAUGGCGCCCAUCAGCUUGCUACUCCUUCCGACCCUGCUCGCGGUUCGCAGCGUGGAGGCCGCAUCGAAGAAAGUCCUCGUCAACGUCUGGAACCACGAAUACGACUGCUCCGGCAUCGCGGACAAGGUCAAGGAAGUCAAUUUGGACCACUGCAGCAAGAAGGACGUCUAUGGCCGUUCCGUGCUCCUUCGCGCCCCGGCCAAACCGGAGAACUACGACAGCUGGUCCGCCGACGCGGAUCACGACUAUUUUGUCUCGCUCUACACUGACAAGAAGUGCAAGCACUUCCUUGCCAAUAUCACUGUCCCGUCCGGCCUCGAGAAGUGCUGGUGUAUUCCUGCUGGACACUUUGCUCGCGGGUUCAAGUUCCGCUCCGAGAAACGCGAGACUUCCAGCACAACGGUUGCGGCUCAAGCAGCUUCGACCACAUCUAAGCAGCACAAAUACACGUCCAUCCGGUCCCCAGUCAAGAGCUCCACCACGGUGACUGCUCCUGUAAGGAGCACUACGAAGAUGGUCGCCCAAGCCCGCAGCAAUAUCACCUUCACCACCCAAGUAACGCACCACACAACAGUCGUGCCUCCAGUCGUGAGCGACACUCCAGUUAUUCGCUCGAAUGUGACGGAGAUUGUGGUUCCAGCUGUGGUCAACCAGACUGUCAUGGAAAUGGCGAAGUUGACAGCAAUCCUGAGCCACAUUACUGUUGUAGACGACACUGUCGCCUCUGUCACGGUUUGGGAUGAGGCAGCGGGGCCGGGCAGCACCUUGCAAGCUGUCGUGAGCGACAUUACCGUUGUGGAGAAUACUGUCAUCCCCGUCACGGUUUGGGAAGUACCGGAAACCACGAUCACCGUCGGGAAGGCGGCUCGGCCCUCAGAGCGAGCUGAAAUACCUGCGGAACCCAUGGUUGAAUCCCGCGCCGCCUUCAAGAAGUAUGAAGUCAGCUACUUGUGGUACAAUCACCCUUGGGAGAUGACCCCUGUGUGCUUCAAGUGCUGGCUUGAAGACGAGCAUGGCCGGGAAUUCGAAUGCGAAGCUUCCCGCAAGACCAACGGUCUUUGUGGAGAGUUGCCAUUCGAACCCCCAACGACCACUGCCGUCGCGGUCGCUAGUUCAACAGUGACGAAGACUCAAUACUACGUCCCAGUGGUCACAGUCACUUCCUCCGCCGCUGGCAACAAGCUUGAAGCACGCACUACCCACAAGAAGCGCGUUACACUGACGCAUCCCCACAUUGCGGACGAAGUCGUCUGCGCCAAAGCCAAGUGGAAACAUGCAGGCGAGGAAAAUGCCAAAAUAGAGAUUGAGGGCCCGAAGGAUUGCAGAGGCACCGAGGAGUACAUCGCCAGCGUUUAAACAGGCGGCCAGCCCAACCCCACCUCCCAGCACUCUCAAGGCUCGUCGCUUUCAGAAAUCCGACGGCGUGAUUAGUGCUUCAUGAUGGCAUUAUCGUUGUUGUUAUCAAGGGAAUUAUUAUGCUGGCCUGGGGAUUGUCGACCGACUAGCUUGCGGUAUUGCCCGUCGUUCUGUGCGGCUUCUGGCUGCCUACUCUGGGUUGGAACGCCUGUAUACUUAUCGUUCGGUUUUGUUAUUCUCCUUCUGCCCUUCUUUUGCCCGUAAAUGGUAAGGCGUAACAUGGUUUAAUGGAAACAUUGUUCGCAUUCU
This is a messenger RNA of Westerdykella ornata, 1730 nucleotides long. RefSeq lists its product as uncharacterized. Lineage: Eukaryota; Fungi; Ascomycota; Dothideomycetes; Pleosporales; Sporormiaceae. The transcript is spliced from 4 exons. Bases 66 to 1421 code for a protein of 451 amino acids. The record is from RefSeq and is a predicted model, not a curated record.